Molecule: messenger RNA, 684 nt
Organism: Sorex araneus (European shrew)
Lineage: Eukaryota; Metazoa; Chordata; Mammalia; Eulipotyphla; Soricidae
Product: keratin-associated protein 10-8-like
Exons: 1
Coding region: 1-684 (227 amino acids)
Source: RefSeq, a predicted model, not a curated record
AUGUGCCAGACCAGCUGCUCCUCAGGCUGCUCCCCCUGCUGCCCACCACCCAUGAACUGCCAGCCUAUGAUGGUCAUGAUGCCCUCCUCCCAGUCGUCCUCCUCGUGCAGCCAACCCAGUGGACUCACCCUGCUCUGCGAGCCCGUGUCCUUCGGGUCCUCUCCCUGUGGCCCGCCGCCCAUGACCUUCCAGCCCAUGAUGGUCAUGAUGCCCUCCUCCCAGUCGUCUUCAUCGGGCGGCUCACCCAGUGGACUCACCCUGCUUUGCAAGCCUGUGUCCAGCGGGCCCCCUCCCUGCAGCCCACCCAUGACCUUCCAGCCCAUGAUCGUCAUGGUGCCCUCCUCCCAGUCGUCUUCAUCGGGCAGCCCACCCAGUGGACUCACCCUGCUUUGCAAGCCCGUGUCCAGCGGGCCCCCUCCCUGCAGCCCACCCAUGACCUUCCAGCCCAUGAUGGUCAUGAUGCCCUCCUCCCAGUCGUCUUCAUCGGGCAGCCCACCCAGUGGACUCACCCUGCUUUGCAAGCCCGUGUCCUGCGGGCCCCCUCCCUGCAGCCCACCCAUGAGCUGUCAGCCCAUGAUGGUCAUGAUGCCCUCCUCCCAGUCGCCCUCCCCAUGCAGCUCACCCAGUGGACCCACCCUGCUCUGCAAGCCCAUGUCCUGUGGGCCCCCUCCCUGUUGCUGCUGA